Molecule: messenger RNA, 2741 nt
Organism: Frankliniella occidentalis (western flower thrips)
Lineage: Eukaryota; Metazoa; Arthropoda; Insecta; Thysanoptera; Thripidae
Product: neurotrimin-like
Exons: 6
Coding region: 34-795 (253 amino acids)
Cellular component (GO): neuron projection
Source: RefSeq, a predicted model, not a curated record
CCGGACAUCCUGGACUACCCUACGAGCACGGACAUGGUGGUGCGCGAGUUCAGCAACGUGACGCUUCGCUGCGCGGCGAACGGCUCGCCCCGGCCCAACAUCACCUGGCGGAGAGAGUACGGCUCGCUGCUGCAGCUGCCUGACGGCCGAGAGGCGUUGACUGCCGAGGGCGAGAACUACACCAUCGCCAGGGUGACCAGGGAGCACAUGGGCGCGUACCUCUGCAUCGCGUCCAACGGGGUGCCGCCAUCUAUCAGCAAACGCAUCGGCCUCACUGUGGAAUUUCCACCGGUGAUCGAUGUCUCCAAGCAGCUGGUGGGCGCGCGGCUGGGCCGGCCGCUGGUGCUGCAGUGCACGUCGCAGGCCUUCCCUAAGUCGCACAACUACUGGGUCCGGGCGGACAACAUGCUCGUGCAAGGACCUGGAUACGAGACGGAGAUGGUGGAGUCGUCGUACUCAAUAAGCAUGCGACUCACGAUCGAGAGCGUGACGCACUACGACUUCGGGGAAUACAAGUGCGUCAGCAAGAACUAUUUGGGGGAGACAGAGCAGAGCAUAAAAGUGGAACAUGUCAAAUCGCAAGACACCGGUUGGGGGCCGGCGGCAACAAAGCUCCCCAAACACUCGAAAGGGAAAUAUCUGGGUAGGCCAGUGAGUGAGAACAGCAUCGAAAUACCGGACGCGGAGGAGUCGACGUCCGCCUCGUCUCCUGCGGCGCGCGCCAUCGCCAAUGUCUUCCUGGUCCUCGCGACUCUCCCCGGCGCGCUGAACUACGUCUGUCGGACUACGAUGUAAUCUGCGGCGAGCCAUCUGUGAGGCUCUGACUGGAGCCGUAGCACUGACUGUAAAUACACUGUACUUUAAGUUCCCGAGAGGCAGAGAGCUGUGUAUCGUGUGUUUCCGUUUCUGGAGGUAGGCAAUUUUUAAUUUAUUUAUUUUCAAAGUGAAAGUGUAUUAUCUACAACGCUCUUUGGCGGUUCGGUUUAAGGCUAUAGGUCGGUAUCAUUCAGAUUUCAGUAUGCUCUUGAUGCCCACUUAUAACCAUGACGGUAUUUAAUAUGAACGGAAAAAUUGCUACAAUUAUAGCCUAUUUAUUUUAGUGUGUGAGGUUUAGUUGCGAAACAAAUGUAUAGAAUAUAAACUUAAAUAACUUUAAGAAUUUGUUUAUAGUACGGUUUAAAUAAUAGUGUGCAAACAAGGAUCACGACUAGUCAUGCUAUUGCUCAGAUCGCGGAGGACGUAUUCCGCGCGGACGUGAGAAAUAUAUUAUUUUCUUCUGUCGACCAGUUUGGAAAGGUCACGCUUUAUUUAAAGAACUAACUUUGUGUGUUUCAGGGCAAUUUUUCCUUUAUAGCCUUCAUACGGACGUUAUAUUGGAGGGAAGUUCAAAAUCGAUAUUUACAAAUUAAAAAUAACAUGCGUGGUGCGAUUUUUAAAAAUUAUAUGUGAGCCUACCAUGAUCAUUAUCAAGUAGAUACCCUUACGUUAGCUCAUAUGUCCUUCGUAUUGUGAUGUUUUAAGCGUAAUAAUGUGUUUCUGUGUAUAAGGUGUGUAUGAUGAUAGUGCUAGGUCGCUGGACCUGAAUGAAUUGCAAUUGGUAUAUGUGGUACCCUUUUCGCUUAAGUUGGUGAUACCCCGUGAGUGUACAUUAGCCUGCUAUUGUCUCGCUUUUGAACACGGGGGUUUGCCAGUAUUCUGUUCAAUCAAAUUAAUUAAGGCUUUUAUAGGUUAACGUGCAGUAUGCACGAUUGUCUCAAUGGCUCUGCCAGCGAUGUUACCCAAACGAUGCAAUACCCCCAGCCUUUGAAGUUUAAAGAGUGAAAAGAAAAGACUAGUCAACAUAUCAGCCAACCCAUUAGGACUUGGCCCCCCUCUCUCCCUUGCCUCAAUAAUUAAUGCUUAUUUUAUAUAUGACCUAUUUCAAUCAAUGUCAAUUUGGACAGGACUAAAAUUAAAGUGCGUGCUUAGGAGUCAUCCAUGAAGUACGUCUGUGGUCACACUAUUUAGUGGGGGGGCGGGGGGGUCCGAUUUUAACUUUACGAAAGCCGAGAAUACGAUCACAGAGUAUAGUGUUUUGAGCUCCAGGUUCAUCACACAAUUUCUUCCACAGCAGGAGAAACCUGUUAAAUUAAUCUUAAAAAAACAAGUUGUUACUAAGACGUGAAGAACGGGGUUAGGUAAUUUGGUGUGGCGGACGUCCGAAAGGGUGCCAGUGCACGAAAACCGGCCGCAGUGGGUGGAGGGUUUUGUUUGCAUUGUAAAGAAAUAGUUUGCAAGCUUGUGAAGAACUAGUUCAGAUCACAAAGCUUCGAAAUUCUUUGCAAAGCAGCAAAGAAAAUCGGUUGCAAUACGAACCUUUUCUUUGCAAGCAUUUUGCAAUGUGUAGUGUGUAUUCCGACCAAACAACAGCGGACGUACUUUAUGGGUGAUUCCUUACAGAUUGACACGGCUGUGGCUGAUUUUAAAGGCUUCUACUAGCGAGCGGCUGUUGUCCGAAUUGCGGUCACGCCUCAGCAAAUGCGUCUUCUUACUGAUUCAGCGUUAUUAUGAAAAUCAUAAGCCAACAUAAUCGUGAAGUAAAUCAAAUCUGAAGGUAUGUGGGCAACUGUAUAUUUCUGUAUCCCUGUUACCGAAUUAAGAUUAGCUGUGUCAGUUUCAGGAAAAUUUUUCUUUUGUUUUUAUUGUACUAUUAAUGUACAUUUUUGAGAUUUAUACAAAGUUAUAAAGAAGAUUGCAAGCAU